Molecule: messenger RNA, 2310 nt
Organism: Emys orbicularis (European pond turtle)
Lineage: Eukaryota; Metazoa; Chordata; Testudines; Emydidae
Gene: RTN1
Product: reticulon 1
Exons: 9
Coding region: 1-2310 (769 amino acids)
Biological process (GO): brain development; endoplasmic reticulum tubular network formation; neuron differentiation
Cellular component (GO): postsynaptic density; neuron projection; endoplasmic reticulum membrane
Source: RefSeq, a predicted model, not a curated record
AUGUCUGCGCCGCCGGAUCGCCAGGAGCUGCCGCUGUCGGGCUCUGGGGCGCGCUGGGCUGGGGCUGGGGCCGGGGCGGAGGAGCGCGCAGCUGGGGCGCAGCGGAGGGAUGGAGACGGGGAGCAGCAGCCGCAGCUGCCGGCCGGCUCCGCCAGGGAACACCCGGCCGUUACCAUGGCGACUGCAUCCACAGGUGAUGCAGAGGCCUUUCACCUCUUCGAUUACAGUUCCACUAAAACAUCUAAAGGAGGAGACCGGUCCUUUUACACAUCUCUGAUAGCAGAUGACCGUUACACGUCUCCACCAGAUUCCACCUACUUCUCGGGAAUACUGCAAAAAGAAAACAGCCAUGUUACUUGUUCAGACAGCACAGAAGGAUUUAACACAAUAGGGCACUCCAUUCAAGAUGUGAUGGGAUUUGAGUCCCGUGGUUUGUUUAGCUCAGAUUCAGGAAUAGAGAUGACUCCUGCAGAAUCCACUGAUGUCAAUAAAACCUUAGCAGACCCCAUGAAAGUAGAAGCUUAUAAAUACAUGGACAUAAGUAGAUCAGAAGAGGUAAAAUACCAAGAAAGAUGCAACACAAGCUUAGAAGACAAGAAUACAAGCUUUAUCGAUAAGUGCCCUGAAACAGCAGCCAAGUUAGAGCAUAUUUCUGGAUCUAAGAAACCCACUUUUGAGGAGACAAAAGUGGCCAAAGGACACAACUUUUUUGAAGACUCAACUGUUCCAUCCUGUGCAGAGGAAAUAUUUGGUGAUCAACACAGUGCCUCACUGAUUACAGCACCGGUCAAGAUUACACUCACUGAGAUAGAAAGCGUAGGGGAACCUGCAAACAAAGAGUCACCUCCAAAUAAGCAAGAAACAGGGCUGAAACCAAGCCAUGAAGUGGUUCCAACAGUGACUGUGUCAGAGCCAGAAGAUGACAGCCCAGGUUCUCUCACACCACCAUCUUCUGGCACAGAACCAUCUGGCUCAGAAUCUCAAGGUAAAUGCAGCCUGUCAGAGGAUGAGCUUAUCGGUGCCAUUAAAGAAGCAAAGGGCUUUUCCUUUGAAACCGCUGAAGUCCGGCGUUCACCAGGUCAUUAUACAGAAAAACAAGAUCAGAAAAGCAAGCCAGGGCGUCCAGCUGUUUCAUCCCCCUUAGAUAACGAAGCCAGCAGUGCUGAGUCUGGUGACUCCGAGAUAGAGCUGGUCUCAGAAGACCCGCUAGCUGCUGAAGAGGUGCUACACUCCAGCUACAUGACCUUCAGUCAUAUCGGAGGGCCUCCCCCUUCGCCUGCUUCUCCUUCAAUACAGUACAGCAUCCUGAGGGAAGAGCGUGAAGCUGAACUCGACAGCGAACUGAUUAUCGAGUCAUGCGAUGCCUCUUCAGCUUCUGAAGAAAGUCCCAAGAGGGAGCAAGAUUCUCCUCUCAUGAAACCAAUAAUCAUGGACAUAAUCCAGGAAGAGAGUGGUUCGAGAACUGAUGCUUCCGACUUUGAAGUAAGUAAGACAACAGAGAGUAGGAUGAACAGGGAAAAUCUAGCUGAGUCUGCUUCCUAUCUGAAAUGCUCUUUUGUAGCACCCAAAGUAAGUGUUGAGCCACCAGCCUCUGCCAUCGGUACUGAAGAACUAAAAGAAAAAAUAAUUCAGAAGAAGCCACUUGAAGCAACAGUUGUUAACCAAAGUAAACUGUCGUCCAAGGACUCUGGGAAAAGAAGUUCCUUGGCUUCCCCCUCACUGCCAUUUUUAAAUAAGCAAAAAGCUAUCGACCUGUUGUACUGGCGUGACAUCAAGCAGACAGGGAUAGUGUUUGGAAGCAUCCUGCUACUGCUCUUCUCUCUGACCCAGUUCAGUGUGGUCAGUGUUAUUGCCUACCUGGCACUAGCUGCUCUCUCAGCCACCAUUAGCUUCAGAAUCUACAAGUCAGUUUUACAGGCUGUGCAGAAGACUGAUGAAGGCCAUCCAUUCAAAGCCUACCUGGAGAUGGAAAUGUCUCUCUCACAGGACCAGAUUCAGAAAUACACAGACUGUCUCCAGUUGUACGUGAACAGCACAGUCAGAGAGCUGAGGAGACUCUUCCUUGUCCAGGACCUGGUGGAUUCCUUAAAAUUUGCAGUACUAAUGUGGCUGCUGACUUACGUUGGAGCUCUCUUCAAUGGCCUGACUCUUAUGAUCAUGGCUGUGGUCUCUAUGUUUACUCUACCUGUUGUAUAUGACAAGUAUCAGGCACAGAUUGAUCAAUACUUGGGACUUGUGAGGACCCACAUAAACACUGUCAUGGCAAAGAUCCAGGCGAAAAUCCCAGGCGCUAAGAGAAAGGCAGAGUAA